This is a messenger RNA of Sapajus apella (tufted capuchin), 5990 nucleotides long. It is a transcript of the gene SIX4, whose product is annotated as SIX homeobox 4. Gene Ontology annotation, cellular component: nucleus; transcription regulator complex. Gene Ontology annotation, molecular function: RNA polymerase II cis-regulatory region sequence-specific DNA binding; DNA-binding transcription factor activity, RNA polymerase II-specific. The record is from RefSeq and is a predicted model, not a curated record. The transcript has 4 exons. Bases 110 to 2431 code for a protein of 773 amino acids. Gene Ontology annotation, biological process: regulation of transcription by RNA polymerase II. NCBI's taxonomy places the organism in Eukaryota, Metazoa, Chordata, Mammalia, Primates, Cebidae.
CGGCCCGGCCGCCAGUGCCAUAUAGUAUGCAGCAACCGGAGGAGUCACGUUGGGGGAACGGCAGAAAGCAGCUAUCCGUUUACACUACUUUGCUCUAGCAGCUAUCUUAAUGAUUGCAAGUGCGGCGGACAUCAAGCAGGAGAAUGGGAUGGAAAGCGCCUCGGAAGGGCAGGAGGCGCACCGAGAAGUGGCGGGGGGCGCGGCGGUGGGGCUGAGCCCCCCGGCUCCGGCCCCUUUUCCCCUGGAGCCGGGGGACGCCGCGACUGCUGCUGCCAGGGUGAGUGGCGAGGAAGGGGCAGUGGCGACGGCGGCGGCCGGAGCGGCGGCGGAUCAGGUACAACUCCACUCGGAACUUCUGGGCAGGCACCACCACGCCGCCGCCGCCGCGCAGACCCCGCUGGCCUUCUCGCCAGACCACGUCGCCUGCGUAUGCGAGGCACUGCAGCAGGGGGGCAACCUGGACCGCCUGGCCCGGUUCCUGUGGUCCCUGCCCCAGAGCGACCUGCUACGUGGCAACGAGAGCCUGCUGAAGGCGCGGGCGCUCGUGGCCUUCCACCAGGGCAUCUACCCCGAGCUCUACAGCAUCCUCGAGAGCCACAGCUUCGAGUCGGCCAACCACCCGCUGCUGCAGCAGCUCUGGUACAAGGCGCGCUACACCGAGGCCGAGAGAGCCCGCGGCCGGCCGCUGGGAGCCGUGGACAAGUACCGGCUGCGCAGGAAAUUCCCCCUGCCCCGCACCAUCUGGGACGGCGAGGAGACGGUGUAUUGUUUCAAGGAGAAGUCGCGCAACGCGCUCAAGGAGCUCUACAAGCAGAAUCGCUACCCUUCGCCCGCCGAGAAGCGGCACCUGGCCAAGAUCACCGGCCUCUCCCUCACCCAGGUCAGCAACUGGUUCAAGAACCGCCGGCAGCGCGACCGGAACCCCUCCGAGACCCAGUCCAAAAGUGAGUCAGAUGGCAACCCCAGCACUGAAGAUGAAUCCAGCAAGGGACAUGAGGAUUUAUCUCCUCACCCACUCUCCAGUUCAUCUGAUGGCGUCACCAACCUCAGCCUUUCCGGUCAUAUGGAGCCAGUAUAUAUGCAACAAAUUGGAAAUGCUAAGAUAUCAUUAAGCUCUUCUGGAGUUCUGUUGAAUGGAAGCUUGGUACCUGCAAGUACGUCACCUGUCUUCCUUAAUGGAAAUUCUUUUAUUCAGGGACCCAGUGGAGUUAUCCUUAAUGGAUUAAAUGUGGGAAAUACACAGGCAGUGGCUUUGAACCCACCAAAAAUGUCAUCAAACAUUGUGAGCAAUGGUAUAUCCAUGACUGACAUACUGGGGUCUACCUCCCAGGAUGUGAAGGAAUUCAAAGUCCUCCAGAGUUCUGCUGCUAACUCAGCAGCCACCACGUCCUACAGCCCCAGUGUCCCUGUCUCAUUCGCAGGGCUGAUACCCAGCACUGAGGUGAAAAGAGAAGGCAUUCAAACAGUGGCUUCCCAGGAUGGGGGCUCUGUAGUGACUUUUACUACACCAGUGCAAAUUAACCAGUAUGGGAUUGUCCAGAUCCCCAAUUCUGGUGCAAACAGCCAGUUCCUUAAUGGGAGCAUUGGAUUCUCUUCACUGCAGCUGCCCCCUGUGUCAGUGGCAGCUUCACAAGGUAAUAUUUCAGUAAGUUCAAGCACUUCAGAUGGGAGUACAUUUACAAGUGAGUCGGCCACAAUCCAGCAAGGAAAGGUUUUCUUGAGCUCCCUUGCUCCCAGUGCAGUGGUAUACACGGUUCCUAAUUCAGGCCAGACUAUAGGAUCUGUGAAACAGGAAGGCUUGGAGAGGAGCCUGGUAUUUUCUCAGUUGAUGCCUGUCAAUCAGAAUGCACAAAUAAAUGCAAACCUAUCUUCUGAAAACAUCUCGGGGAGUGGCCUCCAUCCACUGGCCUCCUCGUUAGUUAAUGUAUCUCCAACUCACAGUUUUUCCCUCAGUCCCCCUACACUACUAAAUCCCACUGAGCUAAACCCUGACAUUGCCGAUAGCCAGCCAAUGUCUGCACCAGUGGCAAGCAAGUCUACUGUGACAUCUGUCAGCAACACUAACUAUGCAACUCUUCAGAACUGCUCCCUUAUUACUGGUCAAGACCUAAUGUCAGUCCCUAUGACUCAGGCUGCCCUUGGGGAAAUAGUUCCUACAGCUGAAGACCAGGUAGGUCACCCCUCCCCAGCAGUACAUGAGGAUUUUGUCCGAGAACAUCGUUUGGUUCUGCAAUCGGUAGCUAACAUGAAAGAGAAUUUCUUACCAAAUUCUGAGAGCAAAGCAACAAGUAGCUUAAUGAUGCUGGACUCUAAAUCCAAGUAUGUCCUAGAUGGCGUGGUUGAUACUGUCUGUGAAGACCUGGAAACAGACAAAAAAGAGCUCGCCAAGCUCCAGACUGUCCAGUUGGAUGAAGAUAUGCAAGACUUAUAAACUUUAUUUCCUCCUCACCUCUUUUUGGCAUCAGCGGCAAAUCUUUUCAUGAAGCCUCAAGGACACAACACAUUUUCCCAUUUAAAGGAAAACACUCUAGUUUUGCAAGUAUAUGCAUAUGAGAGACUUUAGAUUGAUCUGCAUGAAGAUCACACUUAAGUAUACAGGAGUAGAACUGCAUUAUUGCAGCCUUUUUUUCACUUACAAUGUUCUCUUUUAAAUAGAUGGAGACAAAGGAACAAGGUGAAAUGUGUCAAGUCAAAGUGAAUCAUUUAGUUGACUCAAUAUAACUCUUAAGGUCAAAAUGGAACUUGAUAGUUUUUAAAAUUAAAAAUGUAUAUACCUAACAUAGAAAAUUAAAGAUAGCUGCAGACCAUUAGAAAUAAUACAAUUGUUUUUGUUUACUUUUACUUCAUGGGCAUUGAAAAGGUUAAGAAACAUAAAUGGUACGUAUUUUUAAAGUUAGGUAGCAUACAUAUAUAUACACACACACACACCUCUCGUUUUCAGCAUUUUUAAAGAAAGUCUUGGGUUAAGUCUCAACACAUUUCCAAAUGUGAUUUCUAAUAGCUCAGUGUGGCUGAGAAAGUUCGGAACUCCACUAAAAACUCUGAAACUUCAGUAUGAAUGUAAAUAUAUCAGUUCUGUAAGCAGGAUUUGAGUAAUUACAGUGAAUUUUAUUUAUACUGUAUAUGUUUCUCUUCAGGCGCUAUGAACUGAAAAAGAAAUGUUUUCUUACUGUUUAAUUUAUUUUUAUUGUUUGAACAGGAAGUGAACACAGUUGUUUCCAACAAAGUUAUACUUUUUGUAGGAUUUUUAAAAUAAUGAUUUUUAAAACCAGGAAUCUAUUAAGGUCAAUAUUAAUAACACUGAAACAGGAAAUCUAACUCCCAAUAUUGGAAUUUUGCUACUUUUUUUCACAACCUUGUUCUUUAUUUAGCAACUCUCCAAUUCAUUUAAAUAUGUUUUCUAUGGAAUUCUAUGUGCCUUUUUACCUUGUGGCCUUUUAUUAGUAGUAAGGUACAGAAGUGUCAACAGAAGCACUGAUGGUUCUUUUCUACUCUCUAUCUAACAGGGUUAAUUUCACCACAAAAUUGCUUUAAAUCUGAAGAACUUAAGUUUCACCAAAUAUUAUAUAUGACAUUUAUUACACAAAUGGAUAAACAACUAAUGAUUGUGGAUGCUUUCAUUAUAAGGAAAAUAAUAAAGUUAUAGAUACCAUGUAAAAGCGAUUAUACAGGCUAUGAAAACCAUUUCAAAGUAAAGAAAAUAUGUAAAUUCUGUUAAGCAAAAUUCUUUCCUGUUGAAACUUAGUUCUAAAUGUUUUGAAUCAAUUGUUACACUCUGACACAUGACUGUUGUUUGCACUAUAUUGUCAUGUCUUCUUUAAAAGUAAAUAUUUUGGGUUUCUCUAAGAAGCUUGUUUAAUAAUGUUGUAAGCUGUGGCUAUAGUUUUAUCAGGACUCUGAACACAGAUGAAACAAUGCGAAUACAUUUAUGUAGUAAGUAAAGUUACUGUCUAGUCUCUGAAAAGCAAGAAAAGUGAGAAAAUAAUUUCUUCAGAGAUAACUUAAAGUUGCUGAACAUAAAAAUGUUAGCACAUCUUGCUUUUUUCUAUGAUUAGAACAAAGAGCCCACUCUAGUUCUCUACACGUCAAUCAACCAAGCAUGUUGAAUAAGGGACAUAGGGGAUUUAACUUUUGUUAUUACAAAUUGAAUUUGCAGGUAUAUAUGAAGAACCCUAUGAAGAAUUUCUCUCCCAUCAUUUUGAUAAAGAACUACAUCAUUUUUUGAUAGAAUUGGUGAAUGUUCCUAAACUGCUGACGCUACAUGUUUUUUGUUUUACAAGUCACAUGUUUUAGAGUUCUUUUCCACUCUACUACUACUUAUACAGCUUGUUUUUUCUUUGAGUGUGUGCUGAUCCUGUUACUGAGAUUAAUUACAUGGCUCUGUAGUGUAGUUUACAUGAAAAUGAUGUUUUCCACUUGAUUGCUGCAGGUAUCAAGAGUUUGUUAAUUGUUUUCAAAUACUCAUUCAAUAAGAGAAAUGGGAAGGUUUUUAAAGUUAUAUAUGCUACAUAUAUAUAACUGGAAAUGUUUUAUAUGUUUUCCUAAAAUAUAAUAAGCCUCUCUUUUAUUCAGCGUUCUUCCUCUUUCUCCCUUAAGAAAAAGAAAAGAUAGCACAAAACUUAAGACUUACCUAGAAAACCUAUUCAUACUCCCAUCAUGAUGUAAUAAUAACCCUACAAUUACUUCAGGUAGCUAUACAAUAUACCAGGUAAGAAUCAAUGCAUAUUGUAAAGAACUUACUGUUCUUUUCUAUUCUUUCAAUAAAAUAAGGGUCAGUUGGUAUGUAGCCCAUGUAUAUGUGAAUGGAGUAAGAUAAACCCCAUGAUCUCCUUGCACAGAAUUGCAAAUGUCUUUUGCCAUACCAAGGGCCAGACACAGAACCCUUGGAGUUCAUAUGGCAGAAUUUCCCUCUUACAUAAACCAAUGCUUGAAGAUGCUGCAAAUGACCCUCUAAUGAUCCCUGAAGAUCAAAAUAGGGGUAAAUAACUCCCUGCAAAACCCAACCCAUGCUGCUGGCUGUGGGAUUUUUGGUGUAAGCCUAUCUAUGCACUCUAUCAGCCAGAAUUUGGCAUUUAGCUCUUAGUUAAAUCUAGUAAAGGACAGUCUAUUGUUUAAAGAGAGGGUGCAAUUGUUCCUCAAUCAAGCAAGAGCACCUGUGUUGUACUGCUUUAUAUCUCAUGUAUAUUUAUAGUAAUGAAAAGACUUCUUGAAUUGUACACAUUUCAGUGCCUUUCCAGUGUUAUGAAAGGCAGGUAGAUAUUAUAGCCCUAGGUAAGAAUCCAUAGUUAAAUUGCACACUGACCUUAAAUCUCUCUGUAUAUGCCUUGUAUCUUGCAUGUUAAAAGUUGGAUUAUUGGGCAUGUGUGGCAGCCUGCCCUGCUACAUGCUAGACAAGUGCAUUAGUAUAUAGCCACAAGUUCUUCAUUCUCUAAAAUGUUUUGACAGAUCAUCUCAUAAUAAAAAUAAUUCAAGGAAACUAUGGGGAAAAGAAUUACAUUUCACAAAAGAUGUUUUAAACUCUUAGUAAAACUUAGAUAAUAGAGCUUAGCAGUUACUUUGUAUCUAAUUGAUACAUUUCAUGUUAAUUUACAACCAUACAUUUUAUUAAUCAAAAUUAUAUAGCAUGUGACUCUUUUGGCUUUCAGGGUUCUCAAAAAAAUUAUUCUUUUGUUGCAUGUACUGUAUGUUUAGAAGCAACCAGUUAUAUACUCAAUAUGGUUUUACUGUGCCUUACACAAAGAGAAACUCUAUACAGAAUGUAUAUCAUAGGGUGGGGUAACAGAGUCUUUACUGCACUGUUAGGUGAUGGCACACAGAGCAUGUCCCAGAACAUUUCUGUGCUUAAUUACCCAACCAAAGAGAUCUAAAGUAUGUAUGUUGUACUGUAAUGGGGGUUUAAUGCCUGGACAAUUAAGUGUUUUAUUUGUUUUCUGAAAUGAUGUGAACUUAUUUUUCUAAACACUAUGCUAAAUAAACUUUAUAUUUAUACA